Penicillium atrosanguineum is the source of this 1230-nucleotide messenger RNA. RefSeq names its product putative para-hydroxybenzoate-polyprenyltransferase Coq2. Lineage: Eukaryota; Fungi; Ascomycota; Eurotiomycetes; Eurotiales; Aspergillaceae. Gene Ontology annotation, molecular function: 4-hydroxybenzoate polyprenyltransferase activity. Bases 1 to 1230 code for a protein of 409 amino acids. Gene Ontology annotation, biological process: ubiquinone biosynthetic process. The transcript has a single exon. The record is from RefSeq and is a predicted model, not a curated record. Gene Ontology annotation, cellular component: mitochondrial inner membrane.
AUGUUACUCCCCACCUCCGCGCGAUUCUCCCGCACACGAUUACCCAAAUGCUGCAGGACAUACAUCGGCAGUCGGCGCAAUGGAACCUUGUCGCCCGUCAGCUUCCGUCCGUCUGCGGUGAUGGGGCAUAUCCGUCCCUCCCUAUACCAUCCUAUGCGUGCGGCACAAUUAGUUCCGGGACUCGGCUCGCAGGUCUAUUCUACGGCGAUACAUCCGGAAGCGAGCGCAAAGGCGACUAAUCCAGUCACACAUUAUACACCUCCCCAGACGGGCUUGGUCGCUUCUUUGCCACGCUCCUGGAUACCAUAUGCGGAAUUAGUUCGACUCGACAAACCCACGGGCACAUAUUACCUGUUCUUUCCGACACUCUUUUCCACCCUUCUUGCUGCUCCCAUGGCCACCGGUAUAGCUCCAAUGCAAGUGCUUGAAACAGCAGGACUUUUCUUUACGGGUGCGUUGAUCAUGCGGGGUGCGGGGUGCGCCAUCAAUGAUCUGUGGGACAGAAACCUAGACCCCCAUGUUGAACGAACCAAGUUCCGUCCCAUUGCCAGAGGGGCAGUCUCGCCGCGAAAUGCAGUGCUCUUCACCGGUACUCAAUUGCUAGCCGGACUUGGUAUACUCCUUCAAUUCCCUACCCAGUGCCUUUGGUACGGAAUUCCGAGCGUACCCAUUGUGGUUGCGUAUCCGUUGGCCAAACGCGUUACCAACUACCCCCAAUGUGUCUUAGGCCUAGCGUUCUCGUGGGGUGCAAUUAUGGGAUUCCCAGCAUUGGGAGUGGAUCUACUGGCCAACCAUGAUGCCCUUCUGGCCGCAGGGGCUCUGUAUUCUAGCUGUGUGGCGUGGACUGUGCUGUACGACAUGAUAUAUGCGCAUAUGGACAUCAAGGACGACGCGGCUGCCGGUAUCAAGUCGAUCGCUCUUCGACACGAGCAUAACACCAAGGCGGUCCUGACUGGACUGGCACUGACCCAGGUGUCUCUCCUCGGGGCUGCCGGAUUUGCCGCAGGCUGUGGGCCCGUCUUCUUCGUCGGCAGCUGUGGCAGUGCCAUUGUAUCGCUGGGGCUCAUGAUUUGGAGGGUUCAGCUGAAGAACGUGAAGAAUUGCUGGUGGUGGUUCAAGAACGGGUGCCUCCUAACAGGUGGAGGCAUUACCAUGGGUCUCCUCGGCGAGUAUGCCACGCAAUACCUGGGUUUGUACGAUAGCACCGGACUAGAGACCGAGACGAUGUAA